AUCUUUACUGAUGGUAGAAUGUCCAUGUUGGCAAGUUGGAUAGUGAAUAUUUUCUGGGCUUAAUUUUCAUGACAUUGUCUACAGUUGUCUUUGCUUCAGUGCUUCACCUUCUGUUGUAACUUUAGAAAUGAGAUGUGCUAUUCACAUGUGUAUGUAUAACUGCUUUGCUGUCAGACCUUAAGUCCUGUUGGCAAUAGCUCUAUGGCAACCUGCUUAGUAACAAAAAAACAUUAGCCACCAGUAACUACUUUCAGGAGCAGUGAGGCUGUAUUGCUGAAGCCAAACCAAUUUUAAAAACUCAACAUUUAACACUGCAAACAUCUGGUGAGCGCUUUAAAAGAAUGGAUAACCUGUGGUCUGCUUUCCCAUGCUACAGUCACUGCUGGGCAAUGCCAACUGAAGUUAAAUGUACAAAUAGAAGCUUUAUAAUGAAUCCAAGCUUGAUCCGCAGUGGUUCUUUAUUAGCACAUCCUGCCUGUUGUCUAAGACCAUUCUUCCCAGCAAGGUGCUUGUGUCUUGACCAUCGCUCCUGCUUUCCUGAUACAACGUGCAAGGCAAUAAAGAAUUUGGAGGAAUCACUGGACACAGUUGGCAAUCCAGUUCUUGCAAGAAGAGACACUGAUGGGUAUUAUUACCUUGGCACAAUAAUAAAGAAGGUAGAGGAAAGUACCUCCUAGCAUGGUGAGAAAAGAACAUUCCUUGUACAGUUUAAGAAGCCCUUUGCAGCAGAAGACACAACUUGUGUGCAACCAACAGCCAGCAGUGACAUUCUUGAGUAUGUGAAUGGAAUGAGACAUUCCAUAUUGCCAGGUGAUAAAGUGAUGGCACCUUGGGAACCAGAGCAGAAGAGAUAUGGCCCCGGCACAGUCAUUCGAGGAACUGAGCACAGGGAUCUCCUGAGAGCCAAAGAAAAUGAAGACAUUACAGUCAGCUUUUGGAAUGGCAAGAAAGCAAGUGUCCCAGCUGGUGUGGCUUUGUGGAUUCCCCCAACACAGUGGGAAAGGAUUGUGGAGAUGAUUCAUAUGCCUCUCACCAGCAGGAAGAGCGCUGAAGACCAGCUUCAUCAUGUUAGCUGUCACAGCUGUUCAUGUAGGCCAGGAGCAACUUCCAUGCAUGCGUGUACUUUAGGGGGUCUUCUGAAAUGGCAGUGGCCAUAUUGCCCCUGCACCUGUCCUUCCCAUAGUUGUUUUCAUCACAUGUGCUCUCUGCUUGCGCACAGACCGCAUAUCUGCUGCUGCCUUAAACCCAAUGGCUGGUUAGGCCAACCUUCUUCAGCUGAGUUUUCUCUGGGAGGUAUUAAAGAUUAUUUAAGCAAGAAGCUCUCCCCCCAGCAACUAGCACUGGAAGGUUCUUCAAAAGGCCAACCAGCUGUUGCCACAUCCAGCUCUUCUUCAUGCUCCUCAGAUUCUCUAAGCAGUGAAGAGCAGCAUCUGACCAAGACCACAAUGGUAGAUCAUGCAGUUAACACAGAUUCCACCCUUUUUGAUAAGCUCAGACUGAAAGAAAGCAGGAGACCAGAUUGGAAAUACUGGAAGAGAAGUAAUCCCAGCUCUUUUUAUAAUAGUCAAGGAACCAACAUUUGGAGUAGCAGCUGUGGAAAGAAGAGAGCUGAAACCACCACAAUCUCACAUAUGGAUAGGUCUCCAAUUACUUUAAUUAACCAUAGUGCCAUGUUUGAAACUAUCAAACAGUCUCCCCGAAGACUUCUUACUGUGAAAGAAGUCCUGAAUCACGAAGGUAUAAAACCAUUUUCAGGUGGAGGGUAAACAGUAAAUUACCAUUCAGCACCCACAUGUGCUUACCAGCAUGCUUUAAACUCAGGCAACAUUUGUAUCAUAUUGUUGAUUUCUCUUGAAUAUACUAUAAUUUAGUUUCUAAUUAUUAUUAAUGGUGUUAAAAUUUGUCUAUAUAAAUUCAAAGUGGUAUUGUUUACAAGUCCUAGCAAAUGUAUGCUUUUUAUAUAUAUAUAAAACUACAUAAAUCUUAUGGAGGUCG
Heteronotia binoei (common prickly gecko) is the source of this 1995-nucleotide messenger RNA. It is a transcript of the gene C21H11orf16, whose product is annotated as chromosome 21 C11orf16 homolog. The record is from RefSeq and is a predicted model, not a curated record. NCBI's taxonomy places the organism in Eukaryota, Metazoa, Chordata, Lepidosauria, Squamata, Gekkonidae. The transcript is spliced from 6 exons.